UACUGUUUGUUACUUGUCUUUACUCUUUACCCUAGACAGACAGAGCUCCGCACCUUUUCUUUUCACACCAAAACUUAUUCAUAAUCUUCCACGCGCCUCGCUUCCAUGGACGGACGACGCGCCGUCAUCGACCCCAAGGUCAGGCGCGUCGGUUUCGCCGCUCCGCCGCCUCAAAACGACUCGGCCUCCGCCUCCCCCGUCACGAUACCGCUGCCUCGUCAUCUUUCCGAGCGAACAGCCGCCGUCCCCGUCCCCGAGUCAGGGUUCCGCCGCCAGCCAUCCGGGGAGUGGGUCCCAGUCGGGAGCUACAAUCCCUCCGAAUCGCUGCUCGGAACAUCGCCGACGGUUACGCCUUCUUCUAAUGGUGCCGGGCUUGUAGACGGAGAGUUCUCUGAGGAUCUCUCCGGUGACAGUGGAUUCCGUCCCAGUGACUCGAGCUUCCCCUGCCGAGGGUUUGAUUUGCCGGCUGUGAAGCCAGCGGAGAAAAGCUUCGCUGCGGCGGAGGCGAUUGUGAAAACUCAUUCUGGUGGAACUACUGAAAAGAGGGAAGGGACUGUCAAAGACGUCAGCCGUGAUGUGCCAGCAACGUCAAAGCCCCUGAAAGAGAAAACUACAAAGGCCGAGAGACGAGCCUUGCAGGAGGCACAAAGAGCUGCAAAAGCUGCUGCGAAAGCUGAUGGAAGUACAUCAGUUACUGAAUCCGGCAGAGCAGCAGCCCCAGGUAAAAGUAUGAAGCAGACUUCACGAAAGAAAGAAGGUACUCCUGUUACAUCAUCAGUGGCUACUGAUAAGAAAUCUGGAGAUCGUGCAUUAGAAAAAGAGAGGAAGAAAGAUGCUCCUCCUCCACGAAUGCAAUUCGAUGACAAGACUAGAGUGGAAAAAGCUAAAAGGCGUGCAGUAGUCAAUCAAACUGAAGCUAGAAACAGAGUUGAAUUAUUCCGGCAUUUGCCUCAAUACGAACAUGGGACUCAGCUUCCUGAACUUGAGUCAAAGCUUUUCCAACUUGAUCCGGUGCAUCCUUCUGUUUUCAAGGUUGGAUUGCGUUACAUGACUGGAGAUAUAUCAGGUGAUAAUGCUCGUUGUAUUGAAAUGCUUAAAGCAUUUCAGGAAGCCAUUAUAGACUACUCCACUCCACCUGAAAAACUCCUUGUUCGAGAUUUAACUGCAAAAAUCAGUAGUUAUGUUUCAUUUUUUACCGAAUGCAGGCCACUGUCUGUUAGCAUGGGGAAUGCAAUUAGGUUUGUAAAGAGUCGUAUUGCCAAGUUGCCUUUAAAUCACACUGAAUCUGAGGCAAAAGCAGCUAUUUGUUCUGAUAUUGACCGAUUCAUUAAUGAAAAAAUAAUUUUUGCUGAUAAGGUGAUUGUUGGCCAUGCUGUUACUAAGGUUAGGGAUGGAGAUAUUCUUCUCACAUAUGGAUUGUCAUGUGUUGUUGAAAUGAUUCUCUUACAUGCCCAUGACCUUGGGAAACAGUUCCGAGUUGUGGUGGUAGACUCAAGGCCAAAGCUUGAAGGUCAGGCCUUACUACGUAGGCUUGUGACCAAAGGCCUAAGUUGUACAUACACUCAUAUAAAUGCUGUUUCUUAUAUCAUGCACGAGGUCACAAAGGUUUUUCUGGGAGCUUCUGCCAUUCUGUGCAAUGGAACUGUAUAUUCAAGGGUUGGGACUGCUUGUGUUGCUAUGGUGGCUCAUGCAUUUAAUGUUCCUGUAUUAAUCUGUUGUGAAACUUAUAAGUUUCAUGAAAGGGUGCAACUUGAUUCAAUAUGUUCCAAUGAACUAGGUAACCCAGAUGCUGUUGCCAUGGUUCGUGGAAGAAGGGAGGUCAAUUAUCUGGACAAUUGGACUAGUGAAGACAAUUUGCUGCUUCUGAAUUUAAUGUAUGAUGUUACACCUUCAGAUUAUAUCUCAUCAAUUGUUACGGAUCAUGGAAUGAUACCUCCUACAAGUGUGCCUGUAAUUGUGCGCGAGUAUGGACGAGACCACAUGAUACAAAGAUAGACAGAAGUUAGAAAGUGGCUUUAACAGCCCUCUGCCGGUUUUGGUACAUACAACUUUUCUAUAAUAUACCCGAGGUUUAGUUCAAGUGCCUUUUUCUAAUACCUUUAGGCUCCCAACGAUUAUAAAGAUGCAUAUUCUUUCAAUAGUUUCAAAUUCUUUCAAAAGUCCAGGGACACCGGAAUUGCAAGCAACUCAUAAUGAAGCAUCGAUUUUUGUUUUUUCCAGAUUAUUUUCCUGCAACCUUGAGGUUCUGUAGGUGCUAAAAUUUUAUUUGAUAUUGUCACUAUGUUUGGGUUUCCAUUGAACUUAACGCCGAUCCAUAUUUGAGUCAA
Messenger RNA from Lotus japonicus, 2327 nucleotides. RefSeq lists its product as uncharacterized. The transcript has 7 exons. The coding region runs from base 106 to 1995 and encodes 629 amino acids. Lineage: Eukaryota; Viridiplantae; Streptophyta; Magnoliopsida; Fabales; Fabaceae. The record is from RefSeq and is a predicted model, not a curated record.